CAAACCUAGGAGUAUAAAUGAGGCUCUUAUAUUAAUUUUUUUUCUAUAUUUCUGAAGAUUUCAGGCUUUGUAAGUCUACAGUUUGCAAUGGAUCUCAAAGGUCUUUGCUUUGUGGCAUUUGCCCUAAUGUUAGGGUUCUCCAGUUCAGUUGGUGAAUAUGUUGGCUUAUCUGGUAAUCAAUGUGCCAUCCCAGCCAGUGAAAGAGUAGAUUGUGGCUAUCCUGAAGUUACUGCAGAACAAUGCAAUAACAGAGGGUGUUGCUUUGAUUCCAGUAUCCCUGAAGUACCGUGGUGCUUCAAACCUCUCCAAGAAGCAGAAUGCACAUUUUAAUAUGAAGACAUCUUCUCCUGGAUAUCAUCAGACAAAUCAGUAAUCAAAUCUUUGUACCUUGUAAAAUGUUCUCAGAUGAUUAUUGAAUUUUCUAAUCUAAUAUCAGUUUUUGAUUCAGAGAACUUUAGUAUAAAAGGUUUAUGUUGAAUUUGUAAAGAGUAUGUCUUAAAGAUUAAAAUGGCAUACUUAGCAUAAAAACAUUUGUUUAUUACUUAGAGGCUUUCUUUCUUAAAAAGCAGUUAUAGUCUUUCACACAGAUUUUUUAAAAGAGUUUGCGGGGAUUGUGCAAUUGUAAUUUUGAACAGAAUGCUACCACUGAAGUUUUAUGGUAAAGACAUAUAGGAAAGAUUGUUUCCCCCCCUUUUUUGGUUCUUUUAAUUCUUGUUUUCAUGUUUGUGCAUUUAAUAUGGAUUUUAAUUUUGUAAAUGGACUAAUUCCCUUUUUGGAAGCAUAAAGGAAUAGAAACAAUAAGUAAAUCACAAUAACUUACAUGGACAAUUGUGUCAAGAUAUUUUGAAUAUAUUCACAUCCAUAUGUGAACCACUUGUAUGGUUAAGAAAAGAGUCAAUAUCUUUGACCAUUCAGCAUGUAAGACCAUUAAGACUAUCCACACAGGAUGACCAUCACAAUAAGUAAGACCAUUAAGAAUGUAAUUUAAUGUUUUC
Sarcophilus harrisii (Tasmanian devil) is the source of this 995-nucleotide messenger RNA. Its product is annotated as trefoil factor 3-like. The transcript has 3 exons. The record is from RefSeq and is a predicted model, not a curated record. Bases 88 to 330 code for a protein of 80 amino acids. Gene Ontology annotation, biological process: maintenance of gastrointestinal epithelium. NCBI's taxonomy places the organism in Eukaryota, Metazoa, Chordata, Mammalia, Dasyuromorphia, Dasyuridae.